Brienomyrus brachyistius is the source of this 6940-nucleotide messenger RNA. It is a transcript of the gene pi4kab, whose product is annotated as phosphatidylinositol 4-kinase, catalytic, alpha b. Gene Ontology annotation, cellular component: plasma membrane; cytoplasm. The transcript has 55 exons. Gene Ontology annotation, biological process: phosphatidylinositol-mediated signaling; phosphatidylinositol phosphate biosynthetic process. Bases 66 to 6362 code for a protein of 2098 amino acids. The record is from RefSeq and is a predicted model, not a curated record. Gene Ontology annotation, molecular function: 1-phosphatidylinositol 4-kinase activity. Lineage: Eukaryota; Metazoa; Chordata; Actinopteri; Osteoglossiformes; Mormyridae.
AUGCGGCUUCCUCGUCCUCUUCGCUUUUUUACGUCGGUUUUCCUGUUUUUGAUGGAGAGCCGAAAAUGUCGGUGAAAGGGGGAGGACCGAGAGGAUUUUACUUUAAUACAGUAUUAUCUCUUGCUCGGUCUUUGGCAGUACACCGACCUGCUUCGGUUGAAAAGGUCCAGAAGCUGCAAUGCAUGUGCCCGGUGGAUUCGCGGGGCGUCUUCCAGCUGGACGAGCGGCGCCGAGAUGCCGUGAUUGCGCUGGGAAUAUUUCUGCUAGAAUCGGAUUUAGAGCACAAAGACAUCAUUGUUCCAUACCUGCUGGGUCUCCUGAAAGGUUUACCUCGUGUGCAGUGGGUUGAGGAGAGCACAGGAAGAAAAGGAAGGGAAAUACUCCCCAUAGCAGAGAACUUUAGCUUCUGUCUUGUGACUAUGCUGUCAGACGUGGCCCAGAGAGACCCCUUUUCUCGUGGACAGAUUUUGGAAGCUGUCAUCAACCUCAUGCAGACGCUGAUGGAAAUGUGUCAGGCACCGGAGAACCAUGACAAAGAGUACCUGUGCAGGUACACCGUCCCCUGUCUGUUGGGGGUGGCCAGAGCAUUCGGCCGCUACAGCAACACCGACGAGUCCCUGCUGUCCAAGCUUUUCCCGCGGGGGGCCCAGAAGCCCCCCCGUGUGGCAGACGAGAUUGAGGGUGUUCGCCGGCGCUCCUUCAACGACUUCCGCUCCAUUCUACCCAGCUCGCUGCUCACAGUAUGUCAGGGCGACUCGCUGAAGCGCAAGACAGGCAGCGUCUCCAGCCUCUCCCAGCUCAGUCCCGAACGGAGAGGGCCGUCGCCCAUUUCCCCGUCUGUCCCGCCCGCACAGUACUUUGAAGGAGCAUACCUCCCCGACGGCAGUGCCUUAGACCCCGAAUAUUACUUCUCCACAAUCAGCUCCAGCUUCUCUGUGUCGCCUCUCUUCAUGGGAAGCAACAGCAAGGAGUUUGACGUGCCGCUGCCUGUGUUGAAGUUGCUUCUGCACAUGGUGAAGCGGUUUGUCUCUGAGUCUUUCCUGAAGAGUCUGGACUCCAUGAUGGCUGAUGUCAUGGAGGAGAAUCCAGGGAUUUAUUUGCAUUACAAAAGCUUCAGUGACCCCCUCUACGUGGACAUGUUUAAAAUGUUGCGGGACACCCUGUACUGCAUGAAAGAUUUGCCCACCUCCUUUGUGAAGGAGGUCCAUGAUUUCGUGCUGGAGCAGUUCAGCAGCAGCCAGUCGGAGUUGCAGAAGAUCUUGCAUGACAUGGAGCGCGUGAACACUGAGCUGAGCCCACUGAAGCUGCGUUGCCAGGCCAACGCUGCCUGCGUGGACCUCAUGGUGUGGGCAGUCAAGGAAGAGCAGGGUGCUGAGAACCUGUGCACCAAGCUGUCUGAGAAGCUCCAGUCCAAGACGUCCAGCAAAGUCAUCAUCGCUCACAUGCCUCUGCUCAUUUGCUGCUUACAGGGCCUGGGCCGGCUGUGUGAGCGCUUCCCCGUGGUGGCCCACUCUGUCACCAUGUGCCUGCGUGACUUCCUGGUGGUGCCCUCUCCUGUGCUAGUGAAGCUCUACAAGUACCACAGCCAGUACAGCACAGGCACUGGGGACAUAAAGAUAAGCAUCACCAAUGAGAAUUCCCAGUCCACCUUGAACCUGCUUUCCAACAAGAAGGGCCAGCCCUCCAUGUACGAGCAGCUGAGGGACAUCUCCAUUGACAACAUCUGCAGGGGUCUGAAGGCGGGGCUUACUGCAGACCCGGUCACGGUGGAGGCCUUCCUGGCGGGCCUGUCCAAUCGCCUCUACAUAUCCCAGGAGAAUGACAAGGAGGCCCACCUGAUCCCGGACCACACUAUCCGGGCUCUGGGCCACAUUGCUGUGGCGCUACGGGAAACGCCUCGCGUGAUGGAGCCCAUCUUGCAGAUCCUGCAGCAGAAGUUCUGCCAGCCACCAUCACAGCUGGAUGUGCUUAUAGUGGAUCAGUUGGGCUGCAUGGUCAUCACCGGCAAUCAAUACAUCUACCAAGAGGUGUGGAACCUGUUCCAGCAGAUUAGUGUGAAGGCCAGCUCCGUGGUCUACUCUGCCACCAAGGACUAUAAGGACCACGGAUACAGACACUGUUCUCUGGCCGUGAUCAACGCCCUGGCCAACAUCGCCGCCAACCUCCAGGGAGAGCAGAUGGUGGAUGAGCUCCUGGUAAACCUGCUGGAGCUGUUUGUGCAGUUAGGCCUUGAGGGCAAGAGAGCCAGCGAGCGGGCCAGCGACAAGGGCCCUGCGCUCAAGGCGUCCAGCAGUGCUGGGAAUCUGGGUGUGCUCAUUCCUGUAAUAGCUGUGUUGACCCGGCGCCUGCCCCCCAUCAAAGAAGCCCGGCCCCGGCUGCAGAAGCUCUUCCGGGACUUUUGGCUCUACUCCGUGGUGAUGGGCUUUGCUGUGGAGGGCUCAGGGCUGUGGCCUGAGGAGUGGCACGAGGGCGUGUGCGAGAUCGCCACCAAAUCCCCCCUGCUGACCUUCCCCAGUGGAGAGCCGCUACGCUCUGAGCUGCAGUACAACUCGGCGCUCAAGAACGACACCGUCACCGCGGGGGAGCUGAACGAGCUUCGGAGCACCAUCAUCAACUUGCUGGACCCGCCACCUGAGGUGGGCGCACUUAUCAACAAGCUGGACUUUGCCAUGUCCACUUACCUGCUGUCCGUCUACCGGCUGGAGUACAUGAGGGUACUGCGCUCCAUGGAUCAUGAUCGCUUCCAGGUGAUGUUCCGCUAUUUUGAGGACAAAGCCAUCCAGAAGGACAAGUCAGGAAUGAUGCAGUGUGUCAUAGCUGUGGGGGACAAGGUCUUCGAAGUCUUUCUUCAAAUGAUGGCGGACAAGCAAAAGACCAAAGAGCAUGAGGAGGAGCUAGAGCGCCAUGCCCAGUUCCUGCUGGUUAACUUCAACCACACCCACAAGAGAAUCCGUAGGGUGGCUGACAAGUACCUGUCUGGCCUGGCCGAGACAUUCCCUCAUCUGCUGUGGAGCGGCCGAGUAUUGAGGACCAUGCUGGACAUCCUGCAGACCCUGUCGCUGUCCCUCAGUGCUGAUAUCCACAAGGACCAGCCUUACUACGACAUCCCGGACACCCCUUACCGGAUUACGGUGCCAGACACGUAUGAAGCGAGGGAGAGCAUCGUGAAGGACUUUGCUGCCCGCUGUGGUGAGAUCCUGAAGGAGGCUAUGAAGUGGGCCUCCUCUGUCACCAAGUCCCACCUCCAGGAGUACCUGAACAAGCACCAGAACUGGGUUUCAGGCCUGUCCCAGCACACAGGCCUGGCCAUGGCCACCGAGAGCAUCCUGCACUUUGCUGGCUACAACCGGCAGAGCACCACGCUAGGGACCACGCAGCUGACAGAGAGGCCUGCCUGCGUCAAGAAGGACUACUCCAACUUCAUGGCCUCCCUCAACCUGCGCAAUCGCUAUACUGGCGAGGUGGCAGGUAUGCUGCAAUUUUCUGAGGCUACGCAGUGCAGCAUUGCUGACCUCAACAAGCUGAUGAUUGAUCAGAUGGAGGCGGCGCUGCAAGCUCUGAGGCCCGAGGGCUUUGCUCAGGCCAUGUUCAAGCUCACAGCCCUGCUCAUCAGCUCCAAAGCAGAUUGCGACCCCCAGCUCCUACACCACCUGUGCUGGGCUCCUCUGAAGAUGUUCACUGAGCAUGGCAUGGAGGCCGCCAUUGCCUGCUGGGAGUGGCUGCUGGCAGCCAAGAACGGUGUUGAAGUGCCGUUCAUGCGCGAGAUGGCUGGAGCCUGGCACAUGACGGUGGAGCUGAAGAUGGGGCUCUUCUCCGAGGCCCGGCUGGAGGCCGACCCCUUGGCCGCGUCCGAGGAGAGCCAGCCCAUGCCGUGCCCCCCCGAGGUCAUUCCACAUUCCAUCUGGAUCGAGUUCCUGGUGCAGAGGUUCGAGAUUGCAAAGUACUGCAGUGCCGACCAGGUGGAGAUUUUCUGUGGGUUGCUUCAGAGAUCACUGUCCCUCAGUGUGGGCGGGGCCAAGAGCGCAAUGAACCGUCACGUGGCGGCCAUCGGACCUCGCUUCAGGUUACUGACCCUGGGCCUGGCUCUCCUGCAUGCUGACGUGGUCACCAACGCCACCAUCCGCAAUGUCCUCCGCGAGAAGAUCUACUCCACUGCCUUUGACUACUUCAGUGUGGCAGCUAAGUUCCCCACGCAGGUCGAGAAGCGCCUCCGUGAGGAUAUCAGCAUCAUGACCAAGUUCUAUGCCAGCAUGCUGUCCGACAAGAAGUACCUGACUGCCAACCAGCUGGUGCCCCCCGAUAACCAGGAGCUGUCUGUGAAUAGCCUGUCUGUCAUGACAGUGACAGACUCCAGGAACAACCUGGACGUGUCCAUGGGCCCCAGGCAGCAGAGCACACAGGGUUGGAUCAACACGUACCCACUGUCCAGCGGCAUGUCCACCAUGUCCAAGAAAUCCGGUCUGUCCAAGAAGAGCAACAGAGGUACGCAACUGCACAAGUACUACAUGAAGCGGAGGACGCUGCUGCUGGCUCUGCUGGCCAGCGAGAUCGAGCGACUCACCAUCUGGUACAACCCCCUGUCCACCCAAGAGCUAGCCAUCUCCACCGAGCAGUCCGUGGAGACUAGCAUCACCAACUGGAGGUCUAAGUACAUCAACCUGAGUGAGAAGCAGUGGAAGGACAAUGUGAACCUGUCCUGGAGCAUCUCCCCCUACUUGGCCAUGCAGCUGCCUGCCAGGUUUAAAAACACAGAAGCCAUCGUCGCAGAAGUUACCCGUCUGGUGCGCCUGGACCCCGGUGCAGUCAGUGAUGUGCCGGAAGCAGUCAAGUUCCUGGUAACGUGGCACACCAUCGACGCCGACUCUCCUGAACUGAGCCACAUCCUGUGCUGGGCACCAGCUGACCCCCCCACCGGGCUCUCCUACUUCUCCAGCAUGUACCCCCCACAUCCGCUCACGGCACAGUACGGCGUGAAAGUCCUCCGGUCCUUCCCCCCUGAUGCCAUUUUAUUCUACAUACCUCAAAUUGUUCAGGCACUUCGAUAUGAUAAGAUGGGAUAUGUGCGGGAGUAUAUUUUGUGGGCUGCUCAGAAGUCCCAACUCCUGGCCCACCAGUUCAUCUGGAAUAUGAAGACCAACAUCUACAUUGAUGAGGAAGGCCACCAGAAAGACCCCGACAUAGGGGAGCUGCUGGAGCAGAUGGUGGAGGAGAUCACCGGCUCUUUAUCAGGACCAGCCAAGGACUUCUACCAGCGCGAGUUUGAUUUCUUCAACAAGAUCACCAACGUCUCGGCCAUCAUCAAGCCUGUCCCUAAAGGUGAUGAAAGGAAAAGGGCCUGUUUGAAAGCUCUGUCUGAUAUCAAAGUACAACCUGGCUGUUACUUACCCAGUAACCCAGAGGCCAUUGUGCUGGACAUUGAUUAUAAGUCUGGAACUCCGAUGCAGAGUGCUGCUAAAGCUCCUUAUCUGGCUAAGUUCAAAGUCAAACGCUGUGGUGUGAGUGAGCUGGAGAAGGAAGGCUUGCGAUGUCGCUCCAACUCCCUGGACGAAGAGGACGGCUCAGAUGGAGCUCGCAGGGUCUGCUGGCAGGCGGCCAUCUUUAAAGUUGGGGACGACUGCAGGCAGGACAUGCUGGCUCUGCAGAUCAUUGGCCUGUUCAAGAACAUCUUCCAGCUGGUGGGCCUGGACCUAUUUGUGUUCCCUUACCGGGUGGUGGCCACCGCGCCUGGGUGUGGCGUCAUCGAGUGCAUUCCGGACUGCAAGUCCCGUGACCAAUUGGGCCGUCAGACAGACUUUGGGAUGUACGACUACUUCCGAAAUCAGUACGGAGACGAGUCCACGUUGGCUUUCCAGAAGGCUCGGUACAACUUCAUCCGCAGCAUGGCAGCCUACAGUCUGCUGCUGUUCCUGCUGCAGAUCAAGGAUCGACACAACGGCAACAUCAUGCUGGACAGCAAGGGCCACCUCAUUCACAUUGACUUUGGCUUCAUGUUUGAGAGCUCUCCUGGUGGAAACCUGGGCUGGGAGCCAGACAUCAAGCUUACUGACGAGAUGGUGAUGAUCAUGGGGGGAAAGAUGGAGGCCACGCCCUUCAAGUGGUUCAUGGAGAUGUGUGUGCGGGGAUACUUGGCUGUCAGACCGUACAUGGACGCUGUCGUCUCCUUGGUGACACUGAUGCUGGACACAGGAUUGCCGUGUUUUCGAGGACAGACAAUUAAGCUACUGAAGCAGAGGUUCAACCCCAAUAUGAGUGAGAAGGAGGCAGCCACCUUCAUCAUCAAGGUGAUCCAGAGCUGUUUCCUCAGCAGCAGGAGUAAAACAUAUGACAUGAUCCAGUACUACCAGAACCAGAUACCAUACUGAGUGCUGCCUGCUGGUGCCUGUAUUCCCCGCCCACUUUUUACUGAGUGCUCCUGUUACUCUUUGCACUAGCCGUUAUGUGCAUUUUAUGACGCUAAAUUGUUUACGCUGGUUUGCAUGUCUUGUGACGAUGCAUUUCUGAAGAUGACUUGCCGACGUUUUUUGUCAGUGUGUGCAUUCUGCAAUGUUAAUUUAUGUAUACAAUUUAAAUUUUAAACUAGUUUGUCUCGUGACCUUAACUGUGGAACCUUUUCUAUGACAACUGAUGUACUGCACUGCACUGCACUGUACUGUACUGUACUGUUGUAUUAAUCUUGAAACAAGUGGAAGUCCUACUAUUUUUUAACCACCAUUGACUAACUUCAGGUGAUCCUGUGUAAAAAAUAAUAAUAAUAAUAAUAAUAAAUAAUAAUCAUAAUGCUUUGUUCUCUGUAUGCUUGUGUGCAGUGGCAUUAUGUAAAAGAUUGAAAAAAUAAAUUUCCUAGUUUUCUAUUUUCCUUUGUUUUGGGGGAAGGUAUAGUAACAUAUAUUAAAUAUGAUGUAUGUGCAUUAAAUAAAAUGUGUAAAAAAAUUUAAAAACA